GCGUUUUGGAGAGCGAACGUUCAGUUGGUCGGCAAUAAAGAAGAUGGCGCCCUUUCAGCAGUUGGAAGACAAAUCUCUUUCUGGGGUCGCUCACUUGAUGGCAUGGUCUCCUCGAAUGGACCUUCUAGCCAUAGCCUUCGAGUCGGGUGAGGUUGUCGUACACCGUCACCGGUGGCAGAAGGUCUGGGCCAGGCCAAAACCUCGCGAAGAGGGCGUCAUCGUGCAGGCACUUCAUUGGAAACCGGACGGACAGCUGCUCGCGAUCUCAUACUCGGACAGCCGUCUGGAGUUAUGUCACGUUGAGCAGGGACAGGUCGUACAUCAUAUUAAAGAUGAUCGACCGGUGACAGGCCUUCACUGGAUUCUAGAUCCUGAUAGGGAUCGAGUGGGAGAUGUAGUUUCGCAGGACAAUCAUCCCUCAAAGCUAGAGCCUCUGAAAAACCUAAAGACAGCAAGACCGCCUCCUGAGAAGGUACCAUUUAACAUGCUACUGUGCUUGUCACGCGAUACACUCAACCUUUACCUCCAUGGAACCUUGCCCUGCGGCUCAAUUCAGGCUAGCGAUUUGUUGUGCGCGUCAAUGAGCCACGACGCGGCACGAAUAUUCUCAGUAAGUCGUGCUGGGGAGUACAUCGUUUAUUCCACACCGCUUCUCAAGGAGAAACUCGACCAACUCCAGACAAUGGCCUAUUACAACCGACAUAUUGGUCAUCUUGACGAGUAUCUGGGCGCUUCGAUGAGCCUUUUGAGGGAAUCGUGGGAUGACGUAGUACUCGAGAUGGAUUCAAAGUUGAUCAACUUCUCACACGGUGCAUCUUUUUCGGACGACCUUUUGGAACUGGUUGUUUUCGGGACACUUUCGACGGCUCUGAGAGACGUUCUUCUAUACAAGGUUACCCCAAAGGGUUUGCAUAAGCUGAGUGUCAGCGUAGAGGCCUGUUAUAGCAAUUUGACACGAAUUCUUUCUAGCCAUGUUCUACCCGUUUGUCACCGGCUGUUCUUCCACAUCGAGCAAAUGAAAGGACUUGCUUCAUGGAAAGAGUACGCGCUAUGUUCAAUCUCAUUGGAGACACUUGAAGGUCUUAGUCGUGCGCUCAGAUCCUUUGUGCUUAAAGUUCUUGAAUUGCAUCAGGUAGCAACGUGGAACAUUGGAAAUUUAAAGACGUUCUUCCGCUGGUUAUACGGAACCGUACUAUCGCUUACGGACGAAUCCGUUCCCGAGGACGUAUUAAGACAUAUGGAGGGAGAUCUUGCGAAGGUAUCCGCUUACCUCGUCUGCUCUAGAGAUAACGACCUUACGUUAGAUCAGGUCGGGCAAUAUUUGAGUGAGCACCCGCUCAAAAUGCAGAUCCAUGAGUUCGGCAUUCCUAUUUUGAGUGAAUUGGGCCUAUCAGAGCAUCGCAAAGAAACGUCGUUGAUGCUUGAAUAUAUCCAUCUGAAGGACAGCAUUAAGGGUGCAUUUGAAGGCCUUGGCGUCGGAUUUACUCGGGGCGUUCAGCCAAAAAUCCUCGCGGGGCCUAUCGAUAUUGGAAAGGACGUCAUGUAUAGUCAGCUAGUUACCGAGACAAAUGUAUUUACCUGCAUUGUACCAUCACCUGAAUCGCAGCAUAUGCUUGUCUUUCGCGACGAAGAAUUCUGUGUCCUGAAGUUCGGUGCAUUCUUUAGUACCUCAUUGCGUGGAGCCGGCGAGGCAGCUGAACAGCCGAAGGCAAUAGUUGCAGCCCAGCUUUAUUCAGGUGAUGUAAUUACCGUACUUCUUCGAGACCCAGAACAGUUGCAGCAGGUUGUCUUGGCACAGUUUCCAUUGAUUAGAGUCGACGAGUGGCAAGCUGUGGCUGCAUUGCGAGCUGACUGGAGGAUUGGCGCCCUUGACGCGGGGUCAUACAUCGACAAAAUGAACCAUCGAGUUCUCGACAGGUGUCCAAUUCCCUCCAGCGUUGGUAAUGCCCAAGUGCUCGCCGUUAGUGGCUCGAGAAAUCUAUGUUGUGUCCGCGUUAACGGACGGCGGAUGCGUUUGCUCGAGAUGGACGUCAACGAGGACGACGAAGAGGAGGAUGCGGAGGAUGAAGCCGAUGACACUGUCCCUGGGACAUCGCAGGGCCUUGAGGGUAGCAGGGGAUCACUGGCAGCAUCAUCCAACAGGGACCCCCAGCAAACUGAGGACAUUGAUAUCGAUGGGACAGAUGAUGCCGCUGAUGUCGACAAAGAGAACCACCAAAAAAUUGAUAACUAACAAGCUAUUAUAUAUAUGUAUAUAUACAGUGGCAUAAAAAACUUUUGAAUAAGUUCGAAGAAAGUUACUUAACAGAUUUGGGGUCUUAAAUUUUGACCUCUUAACGUUGCAGAGCAGUAAAAUACAGUAGAAACGAGUAAAAUGAAGACUUUCGAACUGCUAAGCAGCCUUUUUUCAAACUGUCAAGUGCUUCAAACAGAGGUGUUUUGUCAAAAAUAUCGCGUGUUAAUAUGAAGUGAGACAAAUACAACCUCGAAGAUGUCGAGUAGUGAUUCGACAUCUAUUAAUAGAUAUUGAUACCGAGCAUUUGAUAACAAAAAAACUCUGACAUGUUAGUGUUUUGAAAUACUAUGUCGCUUGUAUGGUUUGUUGAUUACCUAAUGAUAUCUAUAUUCCAGUGUUGAUAGAAAGUAGACUGGAAUAUAUGUAUAUAUAUGUGUAGUGCUUUUUGUAUCACAAAUAAUGAUAAUACUAAUAAUAAUGCAAUGUUAUCCAAUAAGUAUCAAAUAAACCAACACAAUUAUUGUAAAUUGAAUCUUAUUAGAUUGUUGUCUUUAACUUCAGAAACCUAUGCUUUACUAAUGAUCUUGCAAUGUUUUUUUAAUAUUAAAAAGCUGCUUAAUGUUAAAAAGAAUAAUAUUCGUCCGUCAUUAAAUUUUGAUGCGGCCUAUGUGCUCAUGAUAAGAACUAUGAUCAGAGUUUUUACAUUUAUUGGCUAAAAACCAUAUCUUCAUUUUACUGCUCGUGCAAUAUCUUUUUUUUUUGUUUUUUUAGAGCUUUUAUACUAC
Varroa destructor (honeybee mite) is the source of this 3021-nucleotide messenger RNA. Its product is annotated as 5-taurinomethyluridine-[tRNA] synthase subunit MTO1, mitochondrial. The record is from RefSeq and is a predicted model, not a curated record. Lineage: Eukaryota; Metazoa; Arthropoda; Arachnida; Mesostigmata; Varroidae. Gene Ontology annotation, cellular component: nuclear periphery; cytosol; anaphase-promoting complex. Gene Ontology annotation, biological process: tRNA methylation; anaphase-promoting complex-dependent catabolic process; protein K11-linked ubiquitination. Gene Ontology annotation, molecular function: protein binding; flavin adenine dinucleotide binding.